CCUGGACAGUCUGUCUGGACCCAGCUCUGCUGGGGUUUGCGCUCACAGCCGCACCCAGCAGUGUCACCCUUGAACCACUGCCUGGAAAACAUGAUCCAUCCCAGAUGUGUGUGAGAGGGCCCCAGCGCAGAAGGCAAUGGGAAUGAGGAGCAGCCCCCGCCCUCCUCGCUCUGGGGGUUCUUGAGGAACGGCCCAGCUCUGUAUGCUGACUGCUGGGGAAGCCGUGGUGCCCAGGAUGAAUGGGCUGCUCUGGUCCAGGCUGGUUCCGAGCUGUUAUCCCCCCUUCUCCUGCUGGGUCCGGCAUCACCAUGGCUGCCCCAUGCCUCCCAGUGCGGAUCAUCUUCUGGUAAGUGGCAGAGAUACCCCCACCGGUACCCCCUACCCAGGGCACCCCCCACCCAGCACCGCCCCAUGGGCAUUCCUCACCCAGCAUUGCCGCCCAAGGGCACCCCUCACCCAGCUCUGCCCCCCAUGGGCACCCCUCACCCAGCUACACCCCCAUGGGCACACCCCAUACAACUCCACCCCCAUGGGGACCCCUCACUCAGCACCACCCCCAUGGGCACUCCUCACCCAGCAUUGCCGCCCAGGGAACCCCUCACCCAGCUACACCCCCCAUUGGCAUACCCCAUAUAGCUCCACCCCUGUGGGCACCCCUCACCCAGCACCACCCCUGUGGGCACCCCUCACCCAGCUACACGCCCCAUGGGUACUCCUCAUCCAGCAAUGCCCCCAUGGGCACACCCCAUACAGCUCCACCCCCCAUGGGCACCCCUCACCCAGCACCACCCCUGUGGGCACCCCUCACCCAGCUACACGCCCCAUGGGUACUCCUCAUCCAGCAAUGCCCCCAUGGGCACACCCCAUACAGCUCCUCCCCCCAUGGGCACCCCUCGCCCAGCUACACCUCCCCAUGGGUACUCCUCACCCAGCACUGCCCCCAUGGGCACACCCCCAUACAGCUCUGCAUCCCCAUGGGCACCCCUUACCUAGGACUGCCCCUUCCUUGGGCACCUCCUACCCACAACUGCCCCCCUAAGGGCACAGCCCACCCUAGGCACUGGGUCCCUCCCUCAGCCUCCCUUCUCACCCUCCCAAUUCUGACACCCCUGGCACUGGGCCUCUGCCCAAGCUCCAGCCUUCCUGCCCACACUGGUUCCCUUUCAGCAUGGGGCUGCUCCACACUGAUGCUGGGCUCUGUUUCCCUUGUAGUGGCAGCUGAGGAUACAGAAGCCGGACAGGGGAAAUGGCCCCCGGCUCUGGGGCCUUCGAGAUUCUUCUCCCUGACAGUGGCCAGGUCCUGCACUCCAAGAUCAACGGUGAUGGCUACGUGGACAGUAACGCCAAGGUGCAGCGCAUCUGUGAAGGCAUCAGCAAGGUCCUGGAACAGUAGCGAGCAGGGAUUGGGGUGCUGUGGUUUCCAGGGCAGCACAUGACGGGAUCAGCCGAAAGGGAGUCAUAGCCCAGGCCAGUCCCUGACCUCCCCCCGAUGCUCCAACCCCUGUGGCUAUCGCCAAGCAAUAAAGAGCAACAUCCUGGCAGGCAGCUCCAUGCCCUUUAUUUACAGGGAAUGC
Trachemys scripta elegans is the source of this 1574-nucleotide messenger RNA. RefSeq names its product arginine-glutamic acid dipeptide repeats protein-like. The record is from RefSeq and is a predicted model, not a curated record. The transcript has 5 exons. Bases 501 to 1436 code for a protein of 311 amino acids. Lineage: Eukaryota; Metazoa; Chordata; Testudines; Emydidae.